Drosophila innubila is the source of this 900-nucleotide messenger RNA. RefSeq names its product vesicle transport protein USE1 (gene Use1). Gene Ontology annotation, molecular function: SNAP receptor activity. Gene Ontology annotation, cellular component: endoplasmic reticulum; SNARE complex. Lineage: Eukaryota; Metazoa; Arthropoda; Insecta; Diptera; Drosophilidae. The transcript has 4 exons. The record is from RefSeq and is a predicted model, not a curated record. Gene Ontology annotation, biological process: retrograde vesicle-mediated transport, Golgi to endoplasmic reticulum. The coding region runs from base 41 to 790 and encodes 249 amino acids.
GCGAUAAUUAAUUUAAGUAUUUAAUGUUUUUAGUUAUAAAAUGGCAACAAAGUUAAAUGUAAAUAUUAGGACACUCCUCACAAACUGUGAGGAUCUGGCCAAAAGCGAAGACAACUUUUGGCGGCUGCAAAAGUUUUUAAAAUCACUAGACACCAUGGUUGCCGAGCUGGCGGCGAUGGAUGAUCCACAAAGUGCUGCACGGAUACCCGGCUAUAAGGAACGUCUGGCUGCCCUAAAAGAGACAACCGGCUACACAAACAAUUCCAAUGGAAGUGCCAACAAGACUUCCAGUGAGAUUGCGUUGCAGGAGAUGCGUCAGUUGCAGAACACGGCAAAGCACAAUGAAAUACGCAAGGAUCUAUUGCAGGGUCAAGAUGCCGAUACGCUGAGACGGCGACGUGGCGCCGAAGAGGCAACAACAACAACAGCAACAACAACAGUGUCGGGAGGGGGCGGGGAAACUGCAACGGGAAACAGCAUGAAUGAAGCGGUCAAGUAUUAUAACAAUGCCCAGGAGAAGAUUACCGAGCAUAUGCUCUCGCUCACACGCAAUCUAAAGGAACAAACAGAGACGGCCAAUCGCAUCAUCAGACGCGACACCGAAGUGGUUUCCCGUUCCACUGGAAUGGCCGAUCGCAACAUCAACUCGCUCGGCAAAGAGGCCGACAAACUGGAACAACAUUCACGCAAGGCGUACAAAUGUUGGCUCUGGCUGAUGAUUGUCUUUGUUAUCGUCGUGUUCAUCGGCAUGGUGCUAUUUAUGAAGAUCAUGAAGAAGAAGAAGACGUAAACUAAUGGAAACAGUUGCCAGUUGGAGUCGCUGACAUAGUUCAAUAGGUUAUCCUAUAUAGCCAAUGGUGUAAACACACAGAUAACAUUAAACGAGAUAAAGCCACAAAA